UACUAAAAUGCCAUAUUCCGUAACGGGAUGAAAACGGAAAAGGACGGAUCGGCAACGAGUAAAUACAAUUUAUCGUUUGAAAAGUGUCGAAGGCAGUAGUCGAAGGUAAAGACUUUAUGUCAAUUAUUACAUCUCGUUAAAAGAUUACGUCAAACGCUCGUAAACGUUCAUUGGAGUAUCAAGUGACUAUAACGAGGAAAUUAAUAAAUCAACAAAUUGGGCCAUUCAACGAGAUGCUUUAUAGGAUUUAAAAGGACAACAAUCUUUUUCUCGGCUAUUAUCGUGCAAGCGACAAAACACCAUUACUACAAAAUACUCAAAGCAAUAUGGCAGAAAAAACAGGAAUUUCUCAAGAAACCCUUGUUUCCCAAGCUGGACAAACGAUUAAAGCAAAAAGGCUUCCUCAAUAUAUCGCAAGUUUAGCAGCUACAUUAGGAGCAGUGGCAGCAGGAAUGACAUUAGGAUGGACUUCACCAGCUGGAACAAAUGGUGUCAAUUUAGCAGCUACAUAUGGUUUCUCUAUUACUUCAGAAGAGUUUUCAUGGAUCGGAGCGUUCACGCCACUUGGCGCUGCAGUAGUGUGUAUACCGAUUGGUAUUCUUUCAGAUAUAAUAGGAAGAAGGAUUUCUAUGUUAAUACUCACAGUUCCUUUUACAAUUGGCUGGCUAUGUAUUAUCUUUGCCAAUUCUGUAACUAUGUUUUAUGUUGGAAGAUUUAUUACAGGUCUUAGCGGUGGAGCUUUUUGUGUGACAGCUCCAAUGUAUACCGCAGAAAUAGCUGAAAGUGCAAUUCGUGGAAGUGUGGGUUCAUAUUUUCAGUUACUUCUCUCUGUAGGUAUUCUACUAGCUUACCUUCUAGGUACCUGCGUAGAUAUGUUUUACCUAUCCAUUAUAUCUGCGACUGUGCCAUUAAUCUUUUGUGUAAUAUUCUUCUUCAUGCCUGAAACUCCUACAUUUUAUUUAAUGAAGGAAAAUGAAGAUGCUGCUAGAGCAAGUUAUAUUCGACUUCGCGGAAAUCAAUAUAAUGUAGAACCAGAAUUAACUGUACAAAAAGAGGCACUAGAAGAAUCUAGAAGAAACAAAGUAUCUUUUCUAACAGCAUUGAAAUCAAAAGCUUGUAUUAAAGCUAUAAUAAUAUCGUAUGGCCUUAUGUUAUUUCAACAAUUGAGCGGAGUAAAUGCUAUUAUAUUUUAUGUUGGUUCUAUAUUUUCCUCAGCAGGUGGUUCUCUUAAACCUGAUGUAGCUAGUAUCAUAGUAGGUGCAAUGCAAGUAGGUGCAGUAUUUGUUAGUACAUUGAUAGUUGAUCGUUUAGGUAGAAGAUUAUUGCUUUUAAUAUCUAUUGUUGCUAUGUUUUUAUGUACCCUCAUACUUGGUAUUUACUUCUAUCUUACGACAGUAACAGAUACAAGUAAUAUAGGCUGGUUACCUCUUUUAUCUGUUUGCGUUUUUAUCAUUUUAUUUUCACUUGGAUUUGGUCCUCUUCCAUGGAUGAUGAUUGGAGAACUUUUUGCUCCAGAAAUCAAAGGUAUUGCUGGCAGUAGCGCUUGCUUAUUGAAUUGGUUAAUGGCAUUUAUUGUUACUAAAAUUUAUUCUAAUUUAAACAAUGCUUUACAAUCUUAUGGUACAUUUUGGUUAUUUUCACUGAUUUGUGGUAUUGGUAUCGCCUUUGUCCUAUUGUUGGUUCCAGAAACAAAAGGAAAGACAUUAGAACAAAUCCAACGUGAAUUAAAUACAUAGUUAGGUAUUAGAAGAAAUCUCUAAUAUGUAAAAUACACUUUUAUGUAAGAGAUUAAACGUUUCCAUAUUGCAAGACUGAUUCUUUUGUAAAUUUUGAAAGUCUGUAAUAUGUUUUAGACGAAUAUAUGCAUAUAUAUAUAUAUAUAUAUAUAUA
This is a messenger RNA of Vespula pensylvanica (western yellowjacket), 1890 nucleotides long. RefSeq names its product facilitated trehalose transporter Tret1. Lineage: Eukaryota; Metazoa; Arthropoda; Insecta; Hymenoptera; Vespidae. The transcript is spliced from 2 exons. Bases 327 to 1736 code for a protein of 469 amino acids. Gene Ontology annotation, biological process: carbohydrate transport; transmembrane transport. The record is from RefSeq and is a predicted model, not a curated record. Gene Ontology annotation, molecular function: sugar transmembrane transporter activity. Gene Ontology annotation, cellular component: membrane.